AUGGCGAACGAGCAGCUGCACCGUCCCGCAUCGCAGAAGCUGCCAGCGGGGUUGGCAGGAGUUCUGAACCCGGAGGAAAAUCGUGAUUCGGCAUAUUUCUCGAGUACCGACGCCUCGAGCAAGCACACAUCGGCUGCUUCUGGCAUUGGCAUAAACGUAUUGAGUCCAACCUCAACAAUAUCGGGAUAUCAGUCGGCCAACGACAAAACUCCUUCGCCAAUUAGUGGCAACAUGAUGCCCCAACCUCUGAUAUCUCCGUCCAGCAACAUGAGUAUCAAUUCAAUGGUUUCGCCAACAACGCCAGGGAGUGGACGCUUCGAUCGGCCUCAGUCAUUCGAGUCGAAUGGCACCCCACUGGGAAUGCAUGGAGGCCCUGAGUCGCGGCGUGAAAGUGUGGAUAGCAGGAUGAACCAGAACUUCGGCGAUAUGAGGAUUGCUGGGUCGCCGUACGCCAGUCACAACCAGUCGACGACUUCGAUCCAGGUUAGUCUAGCGCAGCAGAGGAACCCCCGCGGCGGGUUGGACACCAACCUUGCGAGCCAUCGCAUCUCGAACGGGUACCAACCAAGUGCUGACCGUACUCCCGAUGGCCACCCAAAGGUGUCUCGGACAGCACCAGCUAUCACGGGGCCCGCAACCAGUACCAUUGCUCGAGCGGCGGAACCCACCAAAGGCCAGGCGUGGGCUUUCCCCGAAGAGGAAAUCCAGCGCAUGCCUUCUGCCGGUAGCUUCAUGGACUCUAGACGGAGUAGUAUCACGGAAUCGAUCGCCAGCAGCCAAUUCACUACCGAAUCGAGGUUACCUCCUGGUCAGCGCCGGCUUGAUGACGGCAUGGGGACAGACUUUCAACGUUUGUCAGGCCUGUCCGCCGAUUUUCCUCCCGUGCAUCACCACACACUUCAACACAAGCAACUUUCCGACCUUCACAGUGAAGAGUCUAGCCCAAAUUCGGCUGCCCAACCGUACAGUCGAACCCCUGAACUGCGUGUAAGCCACAAGCUAGCCGAGCGCAAACGGCGGACAGAAAUGAAGGAACUAUUCGAACAACUCAGAGACCUGAUGCCGCAAGAACGGGGGUCCAAGGCGUCUAAGUGGGAGAUCUUGACCAAGGCAAUCACGGAGCAUCAACGACAGCAAGAGCACAUCAAAUCUCUAUCAACGCACUGUUCCAACGCCCAUCAGGAGUCCGAGUAUCUGCGAAGGGAACUAGAGAAGCUGCGCAUGGAAAAUGCCCAUUUGCGGGCAGGCAUGGGUAAUGUGCCUGCAGGACAGGCUCCCGCGAACGCCCCAAUGCCUUCACAACAACCUCCGUCCGAUCCAUAUGCUCAAGACCCCUACGGAAGGGGAGCUACACGGCCGGAACUGCCACCGCUGCGAUCGUUGAGUGGCAGCCUCGCGAAUGGCCCGGAAUCCAUGUCUGGAGUGCAAUACGAAGCACAAAGACCGAAUGGAUUCCGAACUGAACGAUACUAA
Messenger RNA from Pseudomassariella vexata, 1473 nucleotides. RefSeq names its product putative HLH transcription factor. Gene Ontology annotation, biological process: positive regulation of transcription by RNA polymerase II. Gene Ontology annotation, cellular component: RNA polymerase II transcription regulator complex. The transcript is spliced from 3 exons. Lineage: Eukaryota; Fungi; Ascomycota; Sordariomycetes; Amphisphaeriales; Pseudomassariaceae. The record is from RefSeq and is a predicted model, not a curated record. The coding region runs from base 1 to 1473 and encodes 490 amino acids. Gene Ontology annotation, molecular function: DNA-binding transcription factor activity; protein dimerization activity.